GUAUGGACGACGAGGAUUCACUUUUGGAACGAAUCGCCGAAGUUGAUAAUCUAGAAGAAGAAGAAGAAGACGAUGAAGUAGUGAAGUCAGGCUCUCCGGAGGCAGAAGCCGAAGCUCUGGACUAUAACGAGGAUCCAGAGGACGGAGAAGAAGGUGAAGAGAAGGAAGAAGCUUCGGAAGACGGAGAAAUUGAGGAAAAAGCUGAGAAAUCGGAUAAAGAAGAUGAAGAAGAGAAAGAAGACGGAGAACUUGAAGACGGCGAGCUCGAGGACAGUGAUGACGGCGAAAUUAAGGAUGAUGAGCCGCAAAAACGAGCGCCUAUUACGGCUCCAGCUGGGUCCGCUAGAAGGCCCAUAGAGGUUGGUUCGAGUAUGAAUGAUAACCGAAUUUCCCGUCCAAUGGGUCGACAACUUCCACCAAUCCGGAAUCAUCCAUAUGUGCCACGUCGCGAAGAUCCUGGAACAGUUUCAUGGGAAGCUGCACUUUUAGCAGCAAAAAGAGCUGUUAAUGGUCGCGAAGACGCAGAAGCUGAUCGAGGAUCCACGUCACCUACGGAUCCAGACAAACGGGCGAUCCCAUCGCUUUUGGACAUCCGGACCCACAAACCACAAAUGAAAGAUCUCGGCCCACAAGUGAUCUACCCGAAUCGCGCGCCGCCAAAUCCAUCAUCAUCACAAAAUCGAUUUAAACGUGACUCCGCGCCAUCGGCACCGGCUCGCGAUGCUCCAAUGUUUCGUGGCAGGACCAUUAGUCAGCGCCAGGCGCCACCACAAAUUACCCGCCGAAAUUCGUCAAAAUCACCGCCUGCACGUGGAAUUAGCUAUUCGCCGUCGAAAUUCGAUGCUCACGAGAUAUCCAGUGAUACAGAUGAGGAAGCAAUGCAGAAACGACCGCCGAGAGAGCGGAAAAUUACACUGAAAAAGGCGAAACGGUCGUCUUCGGUGUCUUCGUCCACUUCUGAGUGCGUAAAAAGACUGUUUUUAUGGGAAAAUCGUCUAAAAAUAGCCACAAUCCCUGGAGCCCGUGACAUCUCCACCGACUCAUCUGACGCCGGAUCUUCUAGCAGACGGCGCCGAGCUCGUCGCCGAAGUCACCGAUCUCGUUCCCGAACCUAUUCAACAUCCUCAGAUCGUGGAAGCUCAUCGAAACGAUCCCGUCAGCAGCAGCACAUGAAGCGGAAGACUCCAUCGUCACCAUCACGAAGAUCCCGAAGCCGUUCACCUCCACCAUAUCCACCGGGACACGAUAAAAAAAUGUUCCAGCAGAAGAAAAAACGGCAGGAUAGUGUGGUUACAGGAGAUAUUCAUGCUUAUCGGAUCCCGAAACGAAGCUCUUCCGGCAGGGAUUCUCAGAAUUCUUCGUUUUUCAGCAAGAAUGGAGCAAGUAGCAGCUCAAGAUCUCAAAUCAAACGAUCUCGUCAAAGAUCGGAGACCCCACCGAUGGUUCCAUCGGCGAAACGUCGGAAGGAUGAUCAGAAGCAGAAGCUUCGACGUGGAGACACUGCUGGUGGACCUCAGAAUAUUAGUGGUGAUAGUGAUGAUAGUGCAUCGACAUUUGACUCUCGGCGAGGAAAAAGGAUCUCGAAGAUCAAACGGAACCGCCGAUCGCCUUCUAAGGAGAGCAUCACGUCGAGAAGUAGCUCGUCGAGCUCGUCGAGCAGAAGCAGGAGUCGAUCUAGUCAUUCGGAUAGCUCAGAUUCCUCCAGCUCCAAACUUCCAUCUCGCUACCGCCAAAAACUUCCAACGGAGCAAGAGAAAAUCAGCUCCGAUGAGGAUGAGCCAGCGGAGCCAAUUGCUCAAAAAGCUGCAGCUCCAGUGAGCCCAAAUCCAGCUUCAUCGCGCUCCGCAUCACCGGAGCCAGCUCAGCAAGUCGAUGAGCUUCUGGAAUCCGAAGAAGCUGCUCCACCACCACCACCUCCACCGCCACCAGAAAAUGAGCCGGAGGAAUUUCCACCACCACCACCGUCGAUUUCGAUUCGGGAAACGAAGAAACAGUUGAAAAUGCGGCUGAAAUCAAUCAAUAAAAUGCUGGAAAUUCAAAAAUCCUCCCCGUUGCUCGAGGGAAAUUCAUCGGAGAGCUCGGCCACGGCGACUGCUCAAUGAGCACUAAUUUCUUGGGAUUUUUAAUUCAAAAAGUUGAAAAAUAGUCUAAAAAGCUGAAAAAAACCGAGCAAUUUCGCUGAUUGGUCCAAAAGUGGGCGGAGCGAAUCGCUGAUUGGUCGCAGUUGAAUUUUUCAUUUUUUGUUUUUUUUUCAAUUUUUUGAAGCAAAAUCCCUAGAAAUAAAUUAAAUUUCAUAUUUUAUUUAUUUAUUCCCCAUCUCCUCCCACCCACAUCUAAAGUGCAAUAGAGCACGCUUUCUCUCUCUCGUUUUUGCUACGGUUUUUCAAUUUUUCCCUUCUUUUCUCUCUACCAAAAUCGCUAUAAUAUUUUUUUUUAAUUGGGUUUUUUCAAUUAUUUUACCCCGAACCCCCCCUCCCCGUCGGUUUUUGUGAUUGUUUAGAAAUAUUUUUAUGUGUGGUUUAGUUUUUGAAACUUUUUCUGUUUUUUUUUUGUCUAUAUAAAUACAAUAUCUGGGAAUUUUUAAA
Messenger RNA from Caenorhabditis elegans, 2585 nucleotides. It is a transcript of the gene C15C6.3, whose product is annotated as YTH domain-containing protein. The coding region runs from base 3 to 2102 and encodes 699 amino acids. The record is from RefSeq and is marked reviewed. NCBI's taxonomy places the organism in Eukaryota, Metazoa, Nematoda, Chromadorea, Rhabditida, Rhabditidae. The transcript has 8 exons.